Molecule: messenger RNA, 1190 nt
Organism: Magallana angulata
Lineage: Eukaryota; Metazoa; Mollusca; Bivalvia; Ostreida; Ostreidae
Exons: 4
Coding region: 228-1094 (288 amino acids)
Source: RefSeq, a predicted model, not a curated record
CCAGAUCGGCCCCCUGUGUAGACAGAGGAGUACUCUGUUGACACCUCUCGAUAUAUUGGCCGUGAUCAUCGAGAGAUCAAUAAUUCACACCUGACUGUCACACCUGGCACUUGUCAAUUUCUUCAGUAUACGACAGUUUCGGGUAUAUCCACAUGUAAAUCCGUAUUCAAAGUGAAGAGUUCAUCAUAUCAUUACAGACUGUUCUAGGACACAGACAGUAUAUCACGAUGAAAAUCAAGAAGUCCAUCGGGGAAACAUUCCGGAAAAUCACGAAAGCAAGAGGAAACGAGUUGAUGAUAAAGAAAGGGACUGGGAAGCAUGCCACGGAGAGAAAAAACCGCGACCGCCUCAACAGGUGCUUGUCACAGAUGACUGCAGCAUUGACCGGUGCCACAACAAAAGAGCAGACACCAACAGUCAUUCUAAAAGAAAGUUCCGUGAAUCUUUUUCAAACCAGAAAAUCUAUUGAUGCUCAAAGAAUUGAUUUGAAAACAGAUAAAGCACCAAAGGUACAAGUACAGCCACGCGGAAUGAAGGUAAUCUUCAAAAGCCUCAAGAACCUAAGAAGCAGAUCCAACAUCAAGGGCUGUUCAAACAAAAACCUACAGAGACUACCACAACAGGAGCCCAGCAGAGAGUCGAGGGGCUCAUAUACCCCGCCAAUAAAUGACCUGCGCGCCGAACCCACCAGAAAGAUGCCUCAGAGAAGGCUGUUCAGUCGAGCGCGCUCCAACCUGGACAGCUCCGUUCUUAGUUCCCGACAAUAUUCAAUGUCCACCGUAAUGUGCCCAGACACGACCCUUUACAGUCACCCACAUCCAGUCUUCCUGGAGUCUGACGCCGACAUCUCCCUCCCUCGCCUCUCUUCCACCCCUCUGACCACCAAGAUCGGAAGUCCUCGCUUCGCGUCCACGCCGACAUCAGACCAACACGCCAGCAUCAUCUCCAGAAUUGAUCACGUGAUCGAGUCCUCGGCCAAUCAGUGCUCGAAAAUAUUUGAAACUGGACACAGUGUUGAUCUGAAGAUGGCAUUGGAGCCUCUUUUCAAAGAGAGUUGUGAGGCGGCAGAGGGAAUGUGGCGUCCAUGGUUAUGAUGAAUUUGAAUAAUUUAAAUGAUUAGUGCUAAUGAAGACAUGAGUGUCAAUGAUUUGUAUAUGAUUUUACUUAAUUUAAUUAUUCUAAUAAAUAAA